Messenger RNA from Seminavis robusta, 1269 nucleotides. The record is from the annotation of a GenBank genome assembly. NCBI's taxonomy places the organism in Eukaryota, Bacillariophyta, Bacillariophyceae, Naviculales, Naviculaceae.
AUGGCUGCGGCGACAUCAACAGAGAAAUUAUUAGCUUUCUGCUUGGCAAGCACAUGUGCCAUCUUUUGGCUUGAAACAUUCCAAUUUGCUACUCGAAGUGCCACAUCUAGCAGCAUCGAAAUCCAACUGAGACUUCAAAAGAUAACCACAGGGAAUCCGAAACAUAUUUCCACACAGGGCACUGCAAAUAUGGGGAGAAAACACUUGGCCCCCUGGAUUUCCAUCGAUAAUGCCACAACAGAAUUCUGUGUGUCAUGGAAUGAAGACUGGGAUGCUGAUGAUUGGUGGACUCAUCAUCCUGGAUGGUGGCCGAACUAUACCAAAGAAAAUGAUACCCACUAUUGCUUUGAACGCCUUCCUCCCAAGAAAGCAAAAUUGUUUCAAGAAAUCUACAAUAUACAGUUUGAGAAUAAGCAUAACUGCUCCUCCACCUUCUCUAAGACCAUGUGGAAUUCCGGAUGGGGAGCUGAUCUUUCCAAUGUUGUAGAUGGAAUCAAGGCAGCUCAUCAAACCGGAAAAUCCUUGACGAUUGCAACAAGUUCCUUUGGCUGGCAUUAUGCUGCAAAGAAAGAUGGUUCCAAACCAGUAUGCUCUCAGAGAAACAUGCAGUGCUACUUUUUGAAUCUGACGAAUUGUAGGUCUACCGAGCGACCUUCGAUUGGGCGACAGUACUUUUUGGCGGGGCAAUGGCAGGGAUUUCAACAGGCAUGGAGCUACCUGGAGUAUGUUGUGAGACCACAAAAAUGGCUCCGACGGGAGGUCUAUGAAUACUCCAAGCCCUACGAAGCACAGCUUUCGGCUCCUUGUACGGUUCUUCAUGUACGUCGGGGAGAUGUUGUUCUACUGGACCCUACACCUAGACGAUAUCAUGCAAUAGAAGAGUACUUGGACAAGGCCCACAACGUUACAAAGAAUAUUCUACUACUCACGGACGAUGCCAAUGCCAUUGGAGAAGCACUCAAUCUGUUUCCAGACUACAACUGGGUCUAUUUGAACCGGACCCGCUACAGAGGUACCGAGGGAGGCUGGGAAAAUCACAUACCAUCCGAUAGCCCCAAACUAGAAGUCAUUUCCCUUCUUUCUGAGCUUCGGCUAGCAAGGAAAUGCAGCACCUUCAUCCACAGCAAGUCCAAUCUUGCAGACUACAUCUUUUCUGAAAUGAAAGCAGUCCAGACAAAGGUAAAAAAGAUAAACCUAGAUGUGGGGAAGGGAAACAAGGUUUUCAAUGCCGACAACGUCAAGUCCGUUGCAAUAUCCAAGGUCUACUAG